Messenger RNA from Nicotiana tabacum (common tobacco), 1151 nucleotides. Its product is annotated as polyadenylate-binding protein-interacting protein 6. Gene Ontology annotation, molecular function: ubiquitin binding. NCBI's taxonomy places the organism in Eukaryota, Viridiplantae, Streptophyta, Magnoliopsida, Solanales, Solanaceae. The record is from RefSeq and is a predicted model, not a curated record.
AGAAGACCUAUUGCACUUUCUCUCUCCAUUUUCGCAGAGAGAAAGGAGAUUCCCUUUUAAGUCUUUGAUCGAUCUCUAUCUUCGUUUUCCCGGCGAAAUUAGGGUUUGAAUAUCGCUCAUCGAUCUCUGUUCCUCGAUUUCCAAGGGACUAAUUCUGUGUUGUAUUUUAUUGUUUGAUCCAUUUUUUCCGGAGUAAGUGCUUUUCUCUAAUUAGAUGCAUCUUUUAUCGGCUAAGCAAAUCAGUGAGAAACGUUGAGCUCUAUAUGCACUGCACCAAUGAAGACAGGAACAUCAACUCUGAAUCCUUAUGCAGAAUCGUAUGUGCCUAUUUCGAGAAGAGGGGCACCUGAUGGAAACAAAGAAGCUAGAUUUUCUCCAAAAGAGUUCAAGAGUGGAAGUGAGGCUGUUUGGUUGGCACCUGGUGUCACAGCAGGUCGAAGUCAACAGCAGACUCACCAAACUACUGAUCAGUACAAACUGAAGGACUAUUCAGCUUAUGGCUCACCAUCACAUAGUCCUGCAGGAGCUAUGGGUAAACAAGUUCUGGACGAGGAAUCCGACAUGGAUUUGGCUUAUCUUCAGAUGACUUUUCCUGGCAUGUCAGAUGAAUCGCUUUCUGAGGUCUAUUUAGCAAACAAUUGUGAUCUUGAUGCUGCUGUUGACAUGCUGAAUCAGCUUGAGCUUUACUCUGGUGAUUUUUCUGAAAAGCUUCCAGACACUCUUGACAUUGGUGACGUGUCGGACUCUGGGUUCUCGGGCGAUAGUUCAUCUCAAAAAUUGAAGACGGUGGUAGGUGAAACUGUUACAGUUGCUUCGUCAUCCGGCUUAUCAGACUCAGCUCCAGGCAGUUAAGGUGGUUGUGCUGAAGUUUGUUAUGAGCAGUUUUUCUAUGUCUUGCUGUAGAUAUGGAAGUGUGGAUUCUAAAGAAAAAUGUCUUUUUGGUUGCAAAUUUUCAUAGAUACAUCUCUCCCUAUCAUUGUAUAGGUUGCCUUCUUAUACUUGUAUGUCUCUCAGCGGUGGAUUCAAGCUCUUCACUUGAUAAACUAGUGAUCUGAAAUUUUUCCUGACAGUCUAAUAUCUACAGGAAAAGAAUGAUUUCCCAGCAUGUGGAUGUUUGUUUCUUGUGCAAAUGAAAUUGACAUGCAAACAUA